Molecule: messenger RNA, 1816 nt
Organism: Asparagus officinalis (garden asparagus)
Lineage: Eukaryota; Viridiplantae; Streptophyta; Magnoliopsida; Asparagales; Asparagaceae
Exons: 12
Coding region: 146-1411 (421 amino acids)
Cellular component (GO): chloroplast
Source: RefSeq, a predicted model, not a curated record
GGAGCCUCCAUUCCCUCCCCCUUAUCCGUCAUCCUCUCCCAUUCUCUUCGCUCUCCCUCCCUCCCUCUCUCGAGUCCCAGUAACUCCAAAACAAGGAAAUAAACAAGGCCCACAAACCCCCGAGCCCGACCCGGCCCGGCCCAAGAUGGGGAAGGGCACGGAGAAGCUAGUACGGGCAGCAAAGCAGUUCGCCGACGUCCAGGGCAAACUCUUCAAGGACCGGUACGGUCAGCAAGUGAUCGACCUCCUCGAGCUCCCCAUCAGAGUGGUGCUCUCCCCCUUCACCCUCGUCUUCGACAUCGCCGGCUCCGCCCCUCGCGGCUUCGGCAUCCCCGAGCUCGCCUCCAACCUCGCCUUCUCUGCAAUCUUCGCUGUGGCGACUCUUGGAACCUAUGACAUUGCGUUGGAACUGGGGAAGAAAGUGCUGUGCCAGAGGAACUGUCGGACCUGCAAUGGUUGGCAAGCAAUGAGAUGUACUAUGUGCACAGGCACGGGCAAAGUGCACUAUCAAGUGAAAGGCUUCAAAAGUGAGCAGAAGGCAACUGCAGAGCAUGUUGCAGAAGCCAUUGUGGGUAACCAGGCAGAGUUGGUGCAUCUCCCUUCUGCAAUUGAUCUUUCAACCCCACUACCCUCCAAAGAUUGUCCAAGUUGUGAUGGAACAGGUGUUAUGAGCUGCCCAGAGUGUAAAAACAAAUUGCAGAUUAGGAUCUCGGCAGAUGAUAUCAUGGAGCCCCCAUGGAAAGCAUAUAAUGUUUUGAGGAAGAUGGACUACCCCUACGAGAACAUUAUCCAUAGCAUGAAGGACCCAAAGGUUGCUGCCUUCUGGCUACUUACCAUGCCUCAGAUUAUGGGUGGAUUCAAUUAUGAUGAUGAUGUCAAGCAGAAAAUUUGGUGGGCUUAUGAGGAAUCAAUGCGGUAUGAUCAACUUCGGGAUGUCGUUGCUAAACGAAAGCCUGGUUGGGAGAACUUGCAAAAUGCUCUUAUCACUUUAGAUCCCAUCCGAGCAAGGGAUGACCCGGUUAUUGUUAAAAAUGUUCCUUUUUACAAGGCAAAGAAAGCUCUAGAGGCCGAAGUCAUGAAGCUUGAAGUUCCACCUCGUCCUGAUAAUUGGGGUGAAUUGGAGCUUCCCCUUAGCAGAUCUUCAUGGACAGACAAAGAGUUGAAAGAUCCAAAGAAGCUGUUAGAGAUGACAACCCUUCUCGAUGCUCAAAGAGAAAUGGCCAGUAAAUUACUAGAUGCACAGUGGGAAGCAAAAUGGCGCCAAGACAAGUUAAAUGCUCUGUUAGAAGAGAAGUUACAACCAUAUGUUCGUGGCGUUGACAAAGGUGUACUUCCCCAGUCUAUUGUCAUACAAUCCAGUGAUCAAGAAAACAAGAAAAAGAACACUCGGCGAAGAUGGUUAUUCUUUUGACAGAGGAAAGCGUAAGCUAUCUUUACCACUGUACUAUUUCAAGCCCUUCAAAAAAGGGUGUCAUGGUUUCCAAGGACAGGACGAGUUCAAAGCCAAUUCAGAUCAGCUUCUUUCAGGAUUGCUUAAUUGAAAUAACUUAUCAUGUCUCAAAGCAUGUUAUCAGUUGUUGGAUUGGAAUCCAUGAGGUUAGCUCUUGUUUCUCUCUCCGUGAUGAAAUUUUGUCUGUUAUCACAUAGAGUGAAAGUGUAGCACUUAACUCUUCUACUUCUUUGUUAAGAAUUUCACACUUGCCUUUGUACUUCGCCAACUAUGUGCAAUAUGAGCAGAAAUUUUGUGAAAAUUGCAUAGGACCAGUAAGGUGUUCAUGUUUCAUCGAGUAUUAAUUGAACUGUAUGGUUGGUCAAA